AUGUCCCAGAUUCUACCUGUUAUUAUCAUUGUCACGGGGUGCGCCGCGUUGAGCGGCUCCUCGAUUUUGCCGCCAAAGAUGCUGAACGACCUUAAGCGCAGGACCAACGUGUCGAUGGAGCGCUACCACGAGCAGGAGCUCGCCAUCAUGGAGUCGAGGACCCAACUGACCCGGGACUCGCCGGCUUGGUACCUGGCCGCGUCCCACGAGAUGACCCCCGAGGCGAAAAAUCUCACGGAAAUGGCCAUCAGGAGGGAAACCAUGGCCGUCAUGCUCGUCGAGGCCCUACACAUGAGCCCCAAGGACGCCCACAACCUCCUGCCGAGCGUCGGCACCACCUUGGUGAACAUAUGCUCGGGCGACUACCUGCGGCUAGUGGGCGAGUGCAAGAAAUCCGAGUACCGCUACCGUAGCCACAGCGGCAGGUGCAACAACCCCCUGUACCCGGCCCGUGGUUCGGCCCUCGAGGCUUACGUGCGCCUCUUACCUGCCGAUUACGCGGACGGGGUGUCCCUGCCCCGGGGGGGUCUGCCGAGCGCUCGGUCCGUCAGCACGACCAUGCACUCGGGCGGGCCGGACCUGCAGCACCCGCACCUCAUGGCCUUGACCGCCCUGUUCGGGGAAUUCGUGGCGCACGACUUGGCCCACACGCCCCGCGCGGGACUGCCCAACGGCGAGCGGCUCAAGUGCUGCGACGUGCCCUUCGACCGCUUCCACCCCGAGUGCUUCCCCAUCCAGGCCGAGGCUGGUGGCUGCAUGGAGUACGCCAGGUCGGCCCCCCACCCUGGAAACGUCCACCAGGGUUGCAAGCUCGGGGCCCGCCAGCAGAUAAACCAGGCGACCUCGUACCUCGACCUCUCGCCGGUGUACGGUAGCUCCGAGGCGACCGCCCGAGUCCUGCGCUCGGGCAAAUCGGGCCUGCUCAACACCCAGAGACGCAACCUGCCCAUGGCCUCGACCGACCCCCGCAGCUGUCGGCUCGACAGCCGUGCCUUUCCCUGCUUCCUCAGCGGCGACUCUCGCGUCAACGAGCACCCCGGCCUCGCCCUCAUGCACCUCUUGUUUCUCAGGGAGCACAACCGGCUGGCUGAGGGUCUCGCCAGCAUCAACCCCCACUGGGACGACGAGAGGCUGUACCAGGAGGCCCGGCGGAUCACCAUAGCUGAGAUGCAGCACGUCACCUACGGGGAGUUCCUACCCGCCGUCCUCGGCGAAGCCGCCAUCGACGACUACGAGCUGCGGCUGUUGAAUCGCGGCUACUUCCAAGGCUACGACUCGCGGGUCGACGCGACGCUUACCAACGCGGGGGCCUCGGCGGGGCUGUUCUUCGUGGCCGCCCUGACCCCCAAGACCCUCGAUCUCGUGGACACGCGGACCGAGGAAAAAUCCGGCGAGCGCUCGCUCCUUUCGGCCUUCUACGCGCCCCAGGAGCUCUACGAGGCCGGUGCCAUAGACCGGCUCAUCGCCGGCGCCACGGCCGGUCACUCGCGCAAACCCCUGCCCGCGAGCUUGAACGAGGUGCUGGUGGAGAGGUACUUCCACGACGGGAGGACGCGCGACGCGCCCAUAGACUACGCCGCCCAGAUGAUCCAGCAGGGCCGGGACCACGGGCUCCCCGGUUACAAGCUCUGGCGGCCCUUCUGCGACCUACCCGAGCUCAACGGCUUCAAGGACCUCGAGGGCACGAUCGCCGCCGACGUCAUUCACCGGCUACAGGGCGUUUACAGGAGAGUGGAGGAGAUAGAUCUGGUGACGGGUGCGCUGGCCGAGGCACCGGUGGUGGGUUCGGUUCUUGGGCCGACGUUCAUCUGCCUGCUGGGGAGGACCUUCCGGAACGCGCGGGUCGGCGAUAGGUACUGGUACGAGAGCGGCAAGGGCCCGGGGCCGUUCACCCCGGAGCAGCUGCAGGAGGUGCGCAAGACCUCCAUGGCGAGGAUACUGUGCGACAACGGGGACAGGCUUAAGCGCGUCCAGCCCCGGGCUUUUCUCCUCAAGGACAGGUUCCUGAACGCUUUGGAGAAUUGCACGGCGUACAAGCUCGGUGACGUCAACCUGCUGUUUUGGAAGGAGAGGCCGUCGGUGGCCGGUAACGCCGUGACUGUUGUCUGAGAGCCGGCGUGGGAGGCCGACGCGAUUUCUAAACCGAUCGAGGGAGCUGAUCGAGAACGGCGGUAUAAGUCCGCGCGCGGGAGGGAUACGCGCGAUUAGGAAGCUGGUUUUUUUUUUUUUUUCUUUUUCUUUUCUCAACUUGUCAGGACUUUUCGUCGUUGUGUGUAGCGUAGAGAGAAAGUAGCCUAGUUAUCGAGCUCAAGUAUAGAUUAUUAUCUCGAUUGUAUAGCACUUUGGGUGAAAACUGACGCUGGACUUUUCAAUCGAUCGAGGCAAAGAUGACUUUUGUGCUAUAAGGCAUUGAAUUAAAAAAAAAAAAUUUUUUUUUCCUUCAUCGAAAGUAAUCCAUAAGGGUAUUGAAAAAGAGAGAAAUGUACCGUGCAUAUAUGUGGUUGUUGAAUUACC
Messenger RNA from Copidosoma floridanum, 2514 nucleotides. RefSeq names its product peroxidasin homolog. Lineage: Eukaryota; Metazoa; Arthropoda; Insecta; Hymenoptera; Encyrtidae. The record is from RefSeq and is a predicted model, not a curated record. Gene Ontology annotation, molecular function: peroxidase activity; heme binding. Gene Ontology annotation, biological process: response to oxidative stress.